AUAAACUCCGCGCGGAAGAUGGCCCAAGGCAGUGGACAGGAGGAGCAGACGUUUAAUGAAUUUUAUACAGAGGUGAAAGAGAUAGAAAAGCGCGACUCAGUGCUGACGUCCAAACAGCAGAUCGAUCGGUUACUACGCCCGGGAGCGACCUAUUUUAAUCUGAACCCGUUCGAGGUGCUACAGCUCGACUGCGACACGCCGCUGGAGCAGAUCAAGAAAAAGUAUCGCAGUCUCUCGAUACUGGUGCACCCGGACAAAAAUCCGGACAGCAAGGAGCGCGCUCAGCAGGCAUUCGAAAUCAUCAGCAAAGCGUACAAGACACUCGAGAAUGAACCGACCCGCAAGAAGUGUCUGGAAGUGUACGAGGAGGCGAAGGAUCGCACGGACAUGAUGAUCGCUGAAAAGAAGAAAAAGCUCAAAAAAGAAGGUAAACACGACGGCGUGCCAGAGGACGACCCGUCGAAGUACAAACAUGCCAUCUACGUGAUGGUGAUGAAGCUGUUCGCGGACAUAGAACGCCGACGGCAGCAGCUGGAGGUGCGCGAUAUGGAGGAACGCAAGCGUAAACGUGAAGCGGAAAUCGAGGAGGAGGAACAGCGCGAUCUGCAAAAGGAGUGGCAGAAGAACUUCGAAGAAUCGAGGCAGAGCCGCGUCAACAGCUGGCACACCUUUCAGGCCGGAUCGUCUUCUUCGUCUGCGUCGUCCUCGUCUGCGGCUGCGGCAGCGACAGUUAAGAGCAAAAAAUCGAAAAAAGCCAAGUACACCUCGUUUAACCCACCGAAAAUCAAACCGGAAACACGAUAGAGCACGGCGAGCAGUGUCCUUUGCACAUCCGCACCCGAAGCCAGCGUUAAUGGCGGUGGACUUUAGUUUUAGUGCAGCCUCCCGUACCAACUCAUCACCACACUUCUCCCACUAGAAUCCUUCCGAUGCCUGAGGAUCUCUUUUAAGCUAAAUGAGAGCGAACUGGCGAACGUUUUCGUCAGCCUUUCUGCAGUUAUGAUGUAAAUUGUUUUCUUCUUUUGUUCUAGAAGGUGUGUGUGAAACAAUUUUUUCAGUUUGAGCAUAGAUAUCGAGCAUAUUCCAUCAACGGUUUUGUAUUCCCAACCUUAUACAGGCACCCUGGUCCCGGAAGAGUAAUGCGAUGAAAUGCGCUUGAAGCAUCUAGCUUU
Molecule: messenger RNA, 1172 nt
Organism: Anopheles nili
Lineage: Eukaryota; Metazoa; Arthropoda; Insecta; Diptera; Culicidae
Product: dnaJ homolog subfamily C member 8
Exons: 3
Coding region: 19-804 (261 amino acids)
Cellular component (GO): nucleus
Source: RefSeq, a predicted model, not a curated record